GACUUUACUUUCAUUUGAGAGAGUGAAGCAAGCCGGUGAUCAUGGCUGAGGAUGUGGUCGUGUCAGAGGAGACUUUAACAAGUGCUCUGACUCUGUUGGUCAACUGGAGCAAACUCCUGUUAAGUGAAGCCAAAAGGGAGGCUGCAGAAUCCCUGGAGGAUUUUGUCCCACAUAAGAUCAGCACUUUGUUCGGCCUGAUCACCGCCGGAGCAGACUUCUACAAAAGCCUUGGGGUGAAGAAGAAGAGUGAAGCAGAGGCCAUAUGGCAAAAGUCUUAUCACCUUGCAGCAGUGAGAGAGAAGGUGGACGAGCUCCUGCAGGUGGAGACUGAGUGGGACUUGUUCCUGGAGAGUGUGGACAGCGGUCUGCAGACGACAGGCGACAGACAGCCUGCUGGAGGACACACAGCAGACAGCCUGAGCCCUGACACUGAGUUCACUGACGCACGCAGCAGAAAGAGUGUGACUCUGGGUCAGUACCUGGGUCAGGGUCAGAAGCUGCUGCUGGUUCUCAUCAGACACUUCGGAUGACUGCCGUGACGAGACCACACGGCCGAGCUGGAAGCCAAUCAGGCUCUCCUGGACGCUCGGUCAGUGAAGGUCUUGGUGGUCUCGUUCGGCGGUGUGGAGGGGGCUCAGCUGUGGAAGGAGCAGACUGGGUGUACCUACGACAUGCUGCUGGAUCCACAGAGGAAGGUGUACAGGAGCUUUGGCCUGGGCUCGUCCUACGCUAAGGUGAUGAGGUUCGGCUGCCUGCUGCAGUACUCGGAGUACGGAGCUGUGGGAAUCGACUUCCCUGACGUCCCCCCUCGCCUGAUGGAAGACAUUUAUCAGAUGGGAGGUGACUUUGUGCUGGACGAAGCCGGGAAAGUCCUUCUCUCUCACCCGUCUAAAAACCCUCACGACAGACCGACUGUGAGCGACAUCCUGCAGGCCGUGGACCCACAACCCAGGCUGUGAAAAUGAAAAAAGAAAACAAACACGCCGAGCCUUUCGGGUUUACGUUUUUAACUCAUCACUGACACCGCAGAGACAGAGCAGCUCUUUUGAUUCACACUUAUGACGUCAUGUCUCCCAUUCAUGACAUCAUGAAGAGGCGUGGCCGAUGCAGAGAAUGUGAAGCAGAGGAACGUGCUCGUCUUUGUCGUGUCAGUGUUGGGAUGGGGCCAUGUUUUAAAAGAAGUGGUACUACUACUGGAUCAAAUGUGAUUCAGUUUGAAUUCUAUAAUAAUAUUAAUGAUCAGUAAUCUAUCACUCUAUGUGGAUAGCAACUAACAGUUUCUACCUCUUUUUAAAUAUCGAAGAAGAAGAAGAUGAUCUUUAUUAAUUUUUACACUCUGAGACAUGCUACACACACACACACAGGCUGACAUACACACACAUGCACAAACAGGAUCCUAUCGACGUGCACCGAUGUAGAGAAGUCAGAGUGAGGUGGCUGUGCACAGCAAGCGCUCCUGAGCUGGCAGAGAUGGGUCGGCAGUGCUCAGGGGUUUGUUUUGAUUUGGAGGAGCAUGUGAAGUGACGUUUUACAUUUCAUUUUGCACAGCAUUGUGGGUAAUUAAUUGCAACUGAUUUCCUGAAAGGAUGCAUCCAAACCAUACCGCACAAAACCAGGAAGUUAGCAUCCAUGAUGAAAUGUUCUCAUUGAGGUGGACCCAAAGCAUGACCACGAGGGUUCAGUCUACUGAAACGUCCGCACUGCAUACUGAACUGUGGCUUUUCAGAAAAGGACCAUACUGUACAUUUUUCCCCUGAAUCAGUCAGCAUCCGGGCGGUUUUGAUCUCACAUAUGUUCAGUUCUGUAAACUGCAUUUUGCACUAAUCAGUACAUACUACUGGUAUAGUAGGCGGUUUAGAAAACAUGAAUGCAACGCUACUUUUACUAUUUCUCCUCGAUGAAGUCAUUAUCCUUCAUGUGCCUGGUCAAGGAAAGAACACCCCUUUUAUUCCUGAUGUAAUCUUUGACUUAAGAUCGAUUUUAUUGUAGAACAGCACUCUGACAUCAAAUUACAGAUAAAAGGUGUCAUUAAUUUUAUUUGAUGGGUCUUCUCUUUUCAUAUUUAUAGAUUUAAAGAGCACACACUGUGAUGUUUUUCUAUAAACUGUGAGCUGAAAUAACUCCCAACAAGCUGAGAUCAUGAUGGCGAGUAGAGCUGGGUAUCAAAUGUCAGCUCUUUAUUUUAUUACUCUUAAGCUCUUGUACAGGUUUUUAUAUGGGGAUGACAUUCAACAUUUUAUAACCUGGACAUCUUCUGUUGAAUUUAAAAUGCCUCUGCUGAAAUAAAGAGUAGCUGUAUUUCUAAAAUGAAAGUACCAAAAAAAGAAGAACAAGUUUUGUAUCUAAAUAAAAGGUUGAGAUGUUUUGAAUACCCAGCUCUACUGAGGAGAAAAAUUGAGUUUUAUACAGACUGAAAAUGUUCUAAUCGUUUAGAAAAUGAUUUUGUCAAGUCUAAGUAAAGAUUUAUGAUAAACAA
Labrus bergylta (ballan wrasse) is the source of this 2476-nucleotide messenger RNA. It is a transcript of the gene selenol, whose product is annotated as selenoprotein L. The record is from RefSeq and is a predicted model, not a curated record. NCBI's taxonomy places the organism in Eukaryota, Metazoa, Chordata, Actinopteri, Labriformes, Labridae.